UGCCCUGAACUUCUAGUCUUCUACCUUGAGGCAACAUCACAAAUCUUUUACCAUCAAGCUAUAACGCAUCCUAACAUUUCAGGCCGCUUCAUUGGUGUUACAUUCGGAUAUUCAUCUGCCGGUUUCCAGGCGGUGAAUGAGCUGUCAGUCAGCUUCGAUGAUCUUCAUCUUUCAACAAACCUUCUAGAAGGUCUGCAUCUGGGGGGCUUUCACCGCGCCUCUCCUGUGCAAGUGAAAGCCAUUCCUAUAGGAAAACUCGGCUCAGAUCUUAUUGUUCAGGCGAAAUCUGGUACAGGAAAAACUCUUGUUUUCUCAAUUAUCCUGCUGGAAAGUGUGAACCCUCGAGAGCCACACAUCCAGGCCAUGGUUAUCUCACCUACUCGAGAAAUUGCCUUCCAAUCACUAAACGUUAUUCGACACCUGGCUUGUAAAAUACCUGAGCUGAAUUGCCAACUUUUCAUUGGCGGUGAGUAA
Protopolystoma xenopodis is the source of this 474-nucleotide messenger RNA. The record is from the annotation of a GenBank genome assembly. NCBI's taxonomy places the organism in Eukaryota, Metazoa, Platyhelminthes, Monogenea, Polystomatidea, Polystomatidae.